This is a messenger RNA of Drosophila innubila, 1653 nucleotides long. RefSeq names its product adenosine 3'-phospho 5'-phosphosulfate transporter 2 (gene Papst2). Gene Ontology annotation, biological process: transmembrane transport. Gene Ontology annotation, molecular function: 3'-phosphoadenosine 5'-phosphosulfate transmembrane transporter activity. The coding region runs from base 305 to 1534 and encodes 409 amino acids. The record is from RefSeq and is a predicted model, not a curated record. Gene Ontology annotation, cellular component: endoplasmic reticulum membrane; Golgi membrane. Lineage: Eukaryota; Metazoa; Arthropoda; Insecta; Diptera; Drosophilidae. The transcript is spliced from 3 exons.
GUAUGGCAGCACUGCGCAAGGGUAAUAUAUCGUUAAAUAUUUAUCGUUUAUACUAUCGAGUGGUCAUCAAAAUGAACACAACAAACCAAAUUGAUAUUUUAUUUUAAACCAACAUAAUUUUUAAACGGAUCUGUGACAAUUGCUGAUGAUGUAACUAAAAAGAAUUAAAGAACAAAUACGAUGCAACAAUGCGAGGGUAAACGCGUUGCGUGGCAAUAAUUAAGUAAAGCAAAGAAAAGAAAAUUGCAACUGUGAUAAACACAUACAAACAAACGCACAUUAAGUAAUUGACAAGUCAGUAAUAAUGGCCGGUGAUAAGCAAACGGGAAGUGGACACAGCCUUAUCAGUAUCAAUAGCAAUAGCAACAACAAUAGUAACAAUGAGACGACAACAGCAACAAAUGCUUUCUCUCCUCCCACUACCGCUCCCCCUUCUCCACAGCGUAAAUCAUCCGCCUCAAAGUCGCCGCCACAGGAAUUUCGGAUUCUCUGCUUUGAUUUGACUUUUUACAAUCGGACAACACAGUUUCUAUUGAGCUGCGCCGGCGUCUUUAUACUCUACAUUAUCUAUGGCUACCUGCAGGAGCUAAUCUUCACAGUGGAGGGAUUCAAGCCAUAUGGCUGGUUUCUCACACUGGUGCAAUUUGGUUACUACAUUGGAUUCGGUUUGCUGGAACGGCGACUGGAAGCCUACAGCUCAAAUGGAGGGAGAUUGUGGAGUGUGGAACCCGCGCCACGUUGCAUUCCACUGAGAACGUACUUUGUGCUCGCUGCUCUCACGCUGGGCACAAUGGGAUUGUCCAACUCCAGUCUGGGAUAUCUUAAUUAUCCCACGCAGGUGAUCUUCAAGUGCUGCAAGCUGAUCCCAGUGCUGGUGGGCAGCAUCCUCAUCCAAGGCAAACGCUAUGGACCCCUGGACUUUGCUGCAGCCCUGGCCAUGUGCAUUGGCUUGGCCUGGUUCACACUGGCGGAUUCACAAAUGACGCCCAACUUUAAUCCCCUGGGAGUGGCCAUGAUAUCGGGAGCAUUACUCUGCGACGCCGCCAUUGGCAAUGUCCAGGAGAAGGCGAUGAGGGAGCACAAGGCGCCCAGCAGCGAGGUGGUCUUCUAUUCCUAUGGAUUGGGAUUUGUUUAUCUGUUUGUGAUCAUGUUGCUCACCGGCAAUUUCUUCAGUGGAUUCGCCUUCUGCUUGGCGCAUCCGUGGGAGACCUUUGGCUAUGGCUUCCUCUUCAGUCUGUCGGGGUAUCUGGGCAUUCAGUUCGUGCUGGCCUUGGUCAGGAGCAGCGGUGCUCCGUUGGCCGCCACGGUGACCACCGCUCGAAAGGCCGUGACCAUCGCCUUCUCCUUCCUGCUGUUCAGCAAACCCUUCACCGUGCAAUAUAUCUGGUCUGGUCUGAUUGUUGUGCUGGGCAUUUAUCUCAAUGUCUACAGCAAGCGGAAUAAAUUGACGUUCACGGAUUUGCAGCACAGAUUCAAGCAAUUCAGUGCUAGAAUUUCACGUUCACCGAGUCGCAAAUUCCUUAUUGAGGUCUAAGGAUGCUGUGUACCAAAUAAACUCCUUAAUUUUUAUUUUAGUCGAAUUAUAAAAGGAAUAUUUUAUAAGCAAGCUAUGUACUAUACUUAAGUAUAAAUAAAGGAAUAUUUUAUAAGCAA